Lindgomyces ingoldianus is the source of this 1208-nucleotide messenger RNA. Its product is annotated as 1,3,6,8-tetra-HN reductase. Lineage: Eukaryota; Fungi; Ascomycota; Dothideomycetes; Pleosporales; Lindgomycetaceae. The coding region runs from base 160 to 966 and encodes 268 amino acids. The transcript has 2 exons. The record is from RefSeq and is a predicted model, not a curated record. Gene Ontology annotation, molecular function: oxidoreductase activity.
GUUUAGUUGAAUUAGAAUAAGUCGAGUUCAUUCCUGCAAUAUUCUUGCCCUUAUUUAUCUUGCUUUGUCUUUUAUCUUGAAUUUAAAGUUAUCCGGCAACUCUGAACCAUCCACGCUUCACCUCAACUACACCACGUGACGCAUUUCUUAUCUUCCAAAAUGGUCAUCAACAUCCCUACCGCGUCCCUCGAAGGCAAAGUCGCCCUCGUCACUGGCGCUGGCCGCGGUAUCGGUCGAGGCUGCGCCAUUGAGCUUGGCAAACGCGGUGCCUCCGUUGUCAUAAACUACGUCUCUUCCAAAGGCCCUGCUGAAGAAGUAUGCAAAAUCAUCGAAGGCUUUGACAACGGAGCGAAAGCCAUCUCCAUCCAAGCCGACGUCUCUAAAGUCCCUGAGAUCAACAGACUCUUUGCCGAGGCGAAGAAAGCGUUUGGCAAGAUCGACAUUGUGAUGAGCAAUAGCGGGACCGAGAGCUGGGACAAAACAGAGGAGAUCACCGAGGAGAAGUAUGAUCACGUUUUCAACCUGAACGCACGAGCACAGUUCUUCGUCGGUCAAGCUGCGUAUAAGAAUAUCGAAGACAACGGCCGCAUCAUCUUGAUGUCUUCGAUUGCCGCCGGUUUGCUGGGCGUCAAAGACCACGCACUGUACAAUGCAUCAAAGAUGGCUGUCAUUGGCAUGAUCAAGUCAUUUGCUACCGAUUUCGGAAAGCGUGGGGUUACGGUGAACGGUGUGGCUCCGGGUGGUAUCAAGAGCGACAUGUUCACGCAAAACGCAUGGCAUUAUAUUCCUGGCGGAACCCCUGAGUGGCCGGCUGCCAAGAUCGAGACGCUGAUGGCGGAUCACUGUCCAUUAGGACGGUGUGCGGUUCCUGAGGAUGUUGCGAGGGUGGUUGCGUUCUUGGCGAGUGAGGAUGGUGGGUGGAUAAACGGCCAAGUCAUCACCAUUUCUGGUGGAUCCUCGCAAUAGAUCUGAGGAGCCUAGUAUUUCUCUUGGUGUGCCUUUUUUCGGGUUCGUGCUUUCCUUUCGCAUGACGACAAGCUUAUCCGUAGUGGGUCGGGUAUGAUGGGAUCUGGACGGCUGUUAUUGGGAGGAUAUCCUUAGGCAAUGUAUGAACGAACUGAAGUAAAGACAGACUCGUCUAUGAUAAUGCUUUGAUUCCUAGCUACUACGCUAUAUUGUACAUUGGCUCCUCAGGAAUUCGCUUCACC